CCAACCUUCACAUUCACAUUCGCACAAGCCUGAAAGAACAAGUUAGGGACUAAAAAAAAAAACCAACACAUCAGCAUCGUCUUUGAACAAAUACCGUCAACUUUACUCAAAACAGGCAGUUCAUUACAGCCAUGCUUAGGACGUUCACUAGUCGCGUGUCCGGCUUUGCCUCACAUACUAAUCUAGCCAUUACUGCCUCAACCUCUCGUUUCUUUUCGGUUCUUACUCCUACUCCACAAGCCGCGUCCACCACAGUAGCAUCACCUUCAUCAUCAACAACACCAGUAACAGGAGUAGCAUCAUCGGGACCAGGAGCAGGGGCAGGACCAGGACCAGAACCUUCUAUCAACUUGCUCCGCAACCAACUCCGUUACUACGCUGUGGCAGAAAUUAAGAACCGUCCUUACUUGAUCACCAAGAACGAUAUCAUUGUUCUGGACCGUCUCAAGGACGUUUCUUUAGGCGAUGUCAUUGAAUUGAACCAGAUCAAGGAGCUUGGCUCUAAGGACUAUGCUAUCAAGGGUCAACCUUAUGUCUCUCCUGAAUACUACUCCAUCAAGGCCACUGUCAUUGAGCAGCCCAAGGGCAAAAUGGUUGAAACUUUCAAGAAAAAGAGGAGAAAGCACUUCCAGAGACGUUAUCAUAUUAAACCAUUACACACUCUCUUGCGUGUUAGUGAGCUGGAGGUCAAGGCUCAGUAAAAAAAGAAAAAAAAAAUUGCAAAAAAUAAAAUAAAAGCAUGGCGGUAUUACAAAAGCAGCUUCUUUUUUGCUCGUUCAGAGAUCAGACAAAGAAC
This is a messenger RNA of Lobosporangium transversale, 796 nucleotides long. RefSeq names its product ribosomal protein L21-like protein. The transcript is spliced from 3 exons. Bases 132 to 701 code for a protein of 189 amino acids. Gene Ontology annotation, molecular function: structural constituent of ribosome. Lineage: Eukaryota; Fungi; Mortierellomycota; Mortierellomycetes; Mortierellales; Mortierellaceae. Gene Ontology annotation, cellular component: mitochondrial large ribosomal subunit; ribosome. The record is from RefSeq and is a predicted model, not a curated record.